Molecule: messenger RNA, 4789 nt
Organism: Salvelinus namaycush (lake trout)
Lineage: Eukaryota; Metazoa; Chordata; Actinopteri; Salmoniformes; Salmonidae
Gene: pogza
Product: pogo transposable element derived with ZNF domain a
Exons: 19
Coding region: 115-4110 (1331 amino acids)
Biological process (GO): regulation of DNA-templated transcription
Molecular function (GO): DNA-binding transcription factor activity, RNA polymerase II-specific; RNA polymerase II cis-regulatory region sequence-specific DNA binding
Source: RefSeq, a predicted model, not a curated record
GCCAAAAAGGGAAAAACGAUAGCAGUCACUAUUCUACAGAUCUUUGUUUUCCACUUCACUUCUCCACGGUUUGUUGUACUUUUUAUUUAACUUCGGCAAAAGAGUGAACAAGUUAUGAGCAUGGCGGACUCAGACGUCAACAUGACAGACUCUGAGGUCAACGUCACGGACUCGGAGCUCCACAUGGAGUGUGUGGAGGAGGAUCUGACGCCGUGGCAACAGCAACCAGAUGAGGAAAUGGAAGAAACAAGCAAGGGACCCAGUAAAGUACCUCCCGAUGACACUUCGGUGAUGCACCUCAGCCGCGGCAGUAACAUCACAACCAAACCCAUGCCUGCCCUUGCACCGUUACUACCCAAACCAGUGGUCCUGACUCAGGCUAUGACUCAAGUGCUGCAGCCUCUUCAGACCUCCAUGCCUCAGGUGCUGCAGAUGCCGACCACUAUGUUGCCUAGCACCAGCAGCACCACUGGGAAGAACAUCAUAUUCACCACACAGAACAUUCAAGGGGGUACACAGACCAUAAGUGCCGAACCGGUAGGAUAUAUCCUGAAUGGCCAGCCCAUCACCGUGCUGCCUGGUGGCCAGGGAACCCAGCUGCAGCUAGCGCCCCAGCAGGCCCCGUCUCAGCCCAGGGGCAGACCGUCCGCCAGCGGCUUCACCACAGUGCGGAUCCCCGUCACCCUCACCAUCCGCACCACCAACGGAGUCCAGACCAUCAGCACUGUGGGCACCGGCGGGGUCACCCUCUCAUCCUCCCCCGCGACCCUCCACACCACCGCUCCAUCUGUCACAGCCAGUUCUUCAGGUGCAGCAGGAAGCCAUGCUGUGAGACCCCUGCCAAUCUCACCCAGAACACAACAGCAUCCGACCCUGCAACCAGCUCCCAGCACUAACAGGUCCCCAGCUACCAGUGGUCCGAGCACGGCUCCCUCUCCUAGUGCACCCCUCAGAGUGAUUGCACCAGCCCCCGCCAAGACAAAGAUGUGCAAGCGCUGUGGAUCCGAGUACAAAUUGGUCAACGCCCUCCGGGGUUUCAUGUGUCUCUGCAGCAAGCAGAUCGCCCUGAGCCUGGAUGCUAUCAAUGCCAUGGCCAAGCUUUCCUCCAAACCUUCCAAAUCUUCCAAGUCCUCCAAAGCCACCGCCUCCUCUCCCUCCUCUUUGUCCUUCUCCGAGACCUCCAAGGAGACCUCCAAGGAGCCAAUCACCACGCCGGUGCGACCAGUGUAUGUUCCCGAGGGUGGCAGCUCCAUCCUGGAGGCCGACCAGCAGGGCAAGCUCAUCAUGCUGGUGGAGGACUUCUACUACGGCGUGGACAAGGGACGCAACCUGAGUGGCGCACCAGUGGAGAAGCCGCCGGGCAUCUUCAAGUGCAUUCACUGCGAAAAGACCCUGAAGACUAACAUCAAGCUGAUGAACCACAUGCGUCACCACGUGGAGAUGACGGCACAGCAGAACGGCGAGGUGGACACGCACACCGCCUGCCAGCACUGCUUCCGCAACUUGGCAACGCCCUUCCGCUUGCAGUGCCACGUGGAGAGCGUCCACAGCCAGUUGGAGUCCACCACUAAGUGUAAGAUCUGCGAGUGGGCAUACGAGAGCGAGCCUGUCUUCCUGCAGCACAUGAAGAACACCCACAAACCGGGAGAGAUGCCCUACAUUUGCCAGGUGUGCGACUACCGCUCGUCCCUGUAUGUGGACGUUUUUGCCCACUUCCGUGAGUUCCACAACGGCACGGCCAAUCUGCUGUGCCCCUACUGCCUCAAGGUGUUCCGCUCCAGCAGCAACUACCAGAACCACUACAGCCGCCACCAGAAAAAAAACGUGUUUCAAUGCGACCAGUGCCGGCUUCAAUUCCUCUUCGCCAAGGACCGGGCAGAGCACAAGGUGCAGUACCACAAGACCCACCUCAAGCCACGGCAGCUGGAGGGCCUGAAGCCUGGUACCAAGGUGACUAUCCGGGCCUACGCGCUGCAGGGCAAGCAGUAUUACUAUCAGGAGUCUUCGGGCCGAGGAGACCUCCGACCCUCCAAAGUGAUUGAUGUUCCGUCUGCUCCCCAAAAACCAGAGCCCAAGAAGAAGCCUGUCGAGAGCCUGAUGAAGCUGCUCACUAAGUUCCAGAUGAGUGCAUCGCUGGCCCAACAGAACUGCAUGGAGUGCACCUUUAAGAUUCCCAACUUUGCCAACCACUUCCCCACAUACGUCCACUGCUCCUUGUGUCGCUACUGCACCUGCUGCUCCCGGGCUUACGCCAACCACAUGAUCAAUAACCACGUGACUCGCAAGAGCACCACCCAAUAUCUGGCCCUGUACGAGUCAUACCCAAGAAUGGAUGAGAUGAGGUGUACGUCGUGUAACUACAGAACCAAGGUGGGUGACAUGAUGGCCAACCACCUCAUGGAUCACCCAGACCAUGAUACUGCAAGCUUCAGCAAGCUGGAGGAGGAAGAUGUGCCUGAGGCUUCUCAAAGCAUUGUCGUUCCAAAAAUCAACCCAGGUCAAGGAGGGUCUUUUGUGCCUAUCCAUCUGCUACCAGCUGGCAAUAGUUCCACCCUGCGCUCUAUCAAACCGCUCCUAUCCUCCAAACCCAGCAUGACUAUCAUGGUCCUUGGUCCCAAUAAAACCGUGCCCUCCACUGCCCCUGCUUCAUCCAAUGGUGUCUGGACAACCCCCAAGGUUGGUGGCUUAGGCCAUGUGAUGGAGCCCCAGGCAGUAGGGUCCGAGGGGCUGAGCCAGAGAGAGCUUUUCCACGGAGGAAAGGCCAGGAUGGACAAAUCCAGGAAAGAAGGGUCAACCAAAUUAACGGUGCACCAGCUGAAGGUGAUGCUUUAUGCCCUGUGCAAUGGCUUCCCCCAGGCAUCCCUGCGCUUUGGCACCCAGCCAGAGCUCAUCCAGGACUGGAUGCUGCAGCAGGAGAUCCAGCGCCUCCAGAAGGACUGGAUCUGGAGCACGGACCGCAUCGCAGAGUGGGUGAUGUGCCAGCGGGAGCAGCAGCUGCCAGUCACAGAGGAAAACCUGCUCCAGACAGCCACGCAGGCCUUGGAGGCGUCGCACGAGAUCGGUGAGUUCUACGAGUGGGCUGUGGAGUUCAUGCUCCGCCACAACCUCAGUCUGCAGGCCACCUGCUCCGCCAAGCACCCGUUGCCGCGCAACGUAUACGAGAGCGUCCGCAUCUUCACUCGCUUUGUCUGCAAGCAAGUCAAAGAUGUCGGUUUCCGGCCACCCUCCAUCGGAUGCAUCGACGAGCUCUCUGUGUUCGUGGACCUGGAUAAGCUCAAGACGGACCCUGAAGCGUUUCAGUUGAUCGGCACCGGGGAGCCCCUGAUAGAGGUGGUCCUAGCAGGGCUGGCUGACGGCACCAUGCUGCCCACCAUGGUGUUCCUCAAAGGCAACCCUCCACACCUCCAGAAGGCCAUCCCGGACUCUGUCUUCCUGGAGGCGCGCCCGCAAGGCUUUACGGACAACGAGCGGCUCCAGCUGUGGCUCUCUAAGGUGUGGCAGAAGCAUGUGAACCCCCAGGCAGGGGGAAAAGGUCUGCUGAUCAUGGACACCCACCACGGCCACCUGGCUGACGACUUCCUGGCUGCCCUCAACAGCAGCAACACCCUGCCGGCGGUGAUCCCCAUCGGCUGCUCCUGCCGCCUGCAGCCCCUGGAGCUGUGCGUAGCGCCUGUUAUGAAGGAGUUUCUACAGGCCCGCUGGUGUGAGAUGCACACCCAGAAUGAAGGAGCUGUGACUCUGGGGCCAGGUGACCUGGCCCUACUGCUGGUGGAAUGUCUAGGUGACGUGGUCUCAUGCUUGGCAGCGCAGCCCCAGAUCUUCCAGCAGUCCUUCAUGAUGGUCAGCACACCACCACAGGAUGAAGGAGAUGAAGGCCCGGCAGAACUGGUGCAGAGCCUGACCGAGGCUCUGGUCAUGCUUUCUCCAGCAAGGUCGAAGAGCGCUGUAGUGCUAAUGAAGGUGGAGCCAGAGGACAAAGGGGUGAGCUCAGACAUUACGUCGGCAUACACCUUGCCCUCGCCGCCACCCAACCCGCAAGCCCUCAAACAAGUGUUUGAGAAGGACAGCGAUCUGGAGUCUUUCCACGGUUUUGAGGAAACUGAUUGUUGAUCAUUUGCGGACCGACACCUCAGAGACUACGGACUUGGAUCUUUUGACACUUUCAAACCGAGGGAAUUGUGACAUUUGAAGCAGAGAUGGGAUAGCUCUGGAGACUGUACCAGACCCGUUAAACUGUGCACAUGCUUGUUCCUUUAACUUGGGAUGGUGAUGUAACUUUCAAAUGUGUUUUUGUACAUUUUCUAUGACAAGCUGCUGUCUUACGUCUAACCCUAUAAAGGUUCAACACAACCUGUCUUAUGCAAUUAAAAACAGUCUCUUCCUGUCAACACUAGACUACAGGCUUUGUAAAUAACUUAUACUCAUUUCUUAUCAGUGAGAUCAGAAUGUCACUUCUAGUAGGGAAUGUUUGAUAUUCUGUUAACUCACUUGACUGUAUGUGGAAAUGGUGCCGGAGCUCUGACAUAUCUCCCAAUCUACUUUUCAUUUGUGAAGCUAAGACAAACAGCCCAUCCCUUAUCAAUUGGCCCUUGUUUCAAUUUACCGAAAGCAAUGUAGCCAUGUCUAAUGAGAAAUUACCUCAGACUAACCAUGCCGUUCACAGGAAAUCUCAGAUCAUGCCUUAUGAUGGAAUCCAAGAGAUGGCAGUCUACCUCUCGGUUUGUCUUUUUUCUUCACCUGAACGAUUAACUAUUUUUAAAUAUGAAAUAAAGUGCUGGAUCUGCUUUAA